Messenger RNA from Cucumis sativus (cucumber), 2114 nucleotides. RefSeq names its product transcription factor bHLH63. Gene Ontology annotation, cellular component: nucleus. Lineage: Eukaryota; Viridiplantae; Streptophyta; Magnoliopsida; Cucurbitales; Cucurbitaceae. Gene Ontology annotation, biological process: regulation of DNA-templated transcription. The coding region runs from base 485 to 1855 and encodes 456 amino acids. The transcript has 7 exons. Gene Ontology annotation, molecular function: protein dimerization activity; DNA-binding transcription factor activity. The record is from RefSeq and is a predicted model, not a curated record.
CUCUGCUUUCGUACUCCGGACAUGCUCACGUGGCAGUCAUGUCAGUCUGCCCCACCCCCCACGGCCUAUGGUUAUGGCUUCAUUCCACACCUCUCUCUCCCCAUUCCCCUCUCUCUUUCUCUCUAAACCAAUAAUUCCGGCCAUUUCUUCUCUCUCUCCGGCCAACUUUUUCCCCUUUAUAUAUACCCUACCCUUUUCUCUCUCUCUUCCCUUCUCUAUAAUCAAUCUCUCAGACUCCUCGUGUGUUUGUUGUGAGAUUUCACACUACAAUCUUCAAUCUUUAAUCUUUCCCUUUCCUCUCUCCUCUUUCUUCUUCUUCUUCUUCUUCUUCUUCUUUCAUGGUUUUGAGGGUUAAAGUGUAUCUCAGCAGGAGGCAGGAGACCUUUUUUUGGUUCUUGGUUGGGGGAUUUCCUUGGAAUUUGAGGAUUUCUCUGUUUUUCUGAAGUGGAGUUCUGGUUUUUUUUUAUAAAAAAUUGUUCUAAGAAUGAUGAACAGAGCAUUGCCGGAGAUGUUGCACUGUUUGAACUCAACCGGGAAUUGUUCUGAUACUCUCAGUGUUCUUGAGAGGCAGAGAGCUCGUUUGAAAUGGCAGCAAGAUAUGCUUUUCCAGCAGCCGUUAAAUCAAAGCUGUUUCAGUAGAGCUGACUACGGCGGUGGAUUUCCGCCGCCGGUUUCAGUUCCAGCGGAUCAUCUUACGGGGUUUCCAGGGUACAUGAGUGGCGGCGGCGGCGUUGGUGGUGGAUUAUCUCAUGUUGAGAUGGUAAUGGGAGCAGUGAAGCCUGACCCUGGGUUGGAAGAUGGGUGGUCCGAAAUGGGGAAGUUUGAUCCUUCUUUGUUGUUGAAUCCCACUGCUUGUGAGCUUAAUUCUUCUCUCUCUCGAACCUCCAGCUGCCUGCCGGUGGUGGCUCCGACGGUGGCGGAGAAGAUGGGGUCCAUGGCUGGAAGAGAGAGCUUCAAGAAAAGGAAAGCUGAGAAAGCUCACAACACUACCACCACCGCCAACACCAAUAACAACAAGGUGACGGUGGAAGAAGAUGAGAACAACAACAGCAAGGAGAAGAGGAUCAAAACAAGUUCAGAAGGAGAAUUAUCCAAAACCACAGAUCAAAACGGCACCAAAAACAACUCAACCAUCACAACCACAACAAACAACAACAGAGAAACUUCAGCUGAUACCUCAAAAGAAAACUCUAAAGCUUCAGAAGUUCAAAAGCCUGAUUACAUUCAUGUCAGAGCUCGCCGUGGCCAAGCCACUGAUAGUCAUAGCUUAGCUGAAAGAGCUAGAAGGGAAAAAAUCAGUGAGAGAAUGAAGUACUUGCAAGAUUUAGUACCAGGAUGCAAUAAAAUCACUGGAAAAGCUGGAAUGCUAGAUGAGAUCAUAAACUAUGUUCAAUCUCUUCAAAGACAAGUUGAGUUCUUGUCCAUGAAGUUAGCUGCUGUUAAUCCAAGGUUGGACUUCAAUGUCGAUGAUCUCUUCAACAAAGAGGUUUUCCCUCCAUCUUGCACCGCAGCAAACUUCCCGUCAGUCGGCGGAAUGUCAUCGGAAAUGACAGAUCCUUCUUCCUACUUGCAAUUCAAUCCAAAUAAUCAACAAAUGGACUCGUGUUGUGGGUUAGAAAUGGGAAUCAAUACCUCCCAUGUCGCUCUUCGAAGAACAAUCAGCGCCCCUGUUUCUUUCCCAGAAAAUUUCCUCGAUUCAUCUUGCCUCACGCAAUUUCAACCCUCUUCAGGGUGGGAUGUGGAUUUGCAGAAUAUGUACAAUGUGGGUUUCGAUCAAGGAAGAUCAUCAAACGCCUUUUCAUCUCACCCAUAUACAGGUUCAAUUGAAGCAGGGAAUAUAAAGAUGGAAAUGUGAAGUAGUAGGUAGCUAGCACCCUAGAUCCCCCAUCCAUCUUCAAUCUUUCAUGAGAGAUUCAAUCCAAAAUAUUAGUCUCUUAUUUGCUUUCACUUCCAUAUCAAAAUAUAUAUAUAUAUAUAUAUAUAUAUAUAUAUAUAUUAUUUUUUUCUUUUCGAAAAGUAUAUAACUUGAUCAUAUAAUUCUAUAUAUUUUGUAUGUGUAUACAUCCGGCUCAAUUUGAAUAAGAGUAACAAACGUUAACCACGAUAUUCUUCUA